GAGGAUUUUGGGGUGAUAUAUAACUAUUCAUUGGAGUUGAAGACAACAAAUCCUCACUCUAAUGUGAUUGUUGAGUCAAAAAGGCAACACCAGAAUGAAUUGCCUACUUUUCAAAAAAUAUACAUAUGCUUGGCAGCUAUUAGAGAGGGAUUCCUUGGUGGUUGUAGGAGGAUCAUAGGAUUAGAUGGGUGUUUCUAAAAGGUUUGCUAAAGGGGAAAUUAUUGGUGGCCGUUGGACGAGAUGGUAACAACUAGAUGUUUCCAAUUGCAUGGGCAGUUGUACAGGUAGCAACAAGCGAGACAUGGUCUUGGUUUGUUGAUUUACUGAAAUCUGAUCUUGGUCUUGUUGAUGGGCUUGGAUGGGCAUUGGUCAGUGACAUGCAAAAGGGUUUAAUCUAUGCUGUAAAAGAUCUUCUACCCAUGAUUAAGCACAGGAUGUGUGCAAGACACAUUUACGCAAGAUGGAGGAAAAACACUAUGGCAAGGAGCUUCAAAUUAAAUUUUGGAGCAUUUAUAGGUGUACUAACCAGCCCGAGAUGCACAAACAGUUGGAUCCAGAUGACUACACUUAAAGGAGGAGAGACUGCUGUGGAAGAAUUGCUAAAGAAAUGGCCAAUUUCAGGUUGGUGUCAAGCCUUUUUUAAUGAUUUUGUCAAAUGUGAGGUAAUUAAUAAUAAUAUGUGUGAAACAUUUAAUGGUGUCAUUCUUGAAUCUAGAAGUAAAUCAAUCAUUAGUAUGUUAGAGGAUAUUAGACAAUAUGUCAUGACAAGGAUAGCUAUCAAAAGAGAGUAUACUAAAAAAUGGAGGUGUGAUUGUGGGCCUAGUAUAAUCCCCAAGAUUGAAAAAGAAAGGCAAAAGAGUGCUAAAUGGCAGGUUGAAUGGAAUGGGGGUGCAUCCCAUGAGGUGUAUUGGGAUAAUUUGAUACUAAAUGAAAGAGAAGGGUAUGUUGUUCUGCUGGCAGACGAGAUGUGCUCAUGUGGAAAAUGGCAGAAAAGUAGCAUUCCUUGCCAACACUCACUAGCUACAAUUGCUUUUGUUGGAGCAGAUCCACUCAAUUAUGUCUCUGAUUGGCUUAAGAAAGAUAGGUACCUAAAGGCAUAUAGCUUUGUUCUUAACCCAGUGAGAGGUAGAUCAUUCUGGCCAAUAAGUGUAGAAGGGUCCUUGUUGCCUCCUAUGGCGAGAAGGAUGCCUGGUAGACCUGUAAAAAAAAGAAAGAGGAAGCCAUUGGAAAGCAAAAGCAAGAGCAAGACAAAAUUAUCCAGGGAAGGAAGGGCAUUCAAGUACAGCAUAUGCCAUGUAGAAGGGCACAACAAGUUAAGUUGUCCAAAAAGAGCAUCUUUCUUUAUUGACAGUAAUGAUAGUAAUCAUGAACCAACAAAACCUACUAAUGUUAGUUUAGGCGGAGAGGGUGCUUGCACUGAUGGAAUUGUUAUUGGAAGGGAAGCUCCCAAGUCCACUGCAUUUAUUUCUCCUAGUGAACUUAUUAGGAUGGGGAAUAGAGGGGCCACUCAUGGUCAACAACAAAAGCAAAAUGAACAAAGUCAGUCUGCAGAAUUCACUACUUCAAAAUUAUCAACACAACAAAGCAUAACAGCUGUUGCAACUAAAGAAAAAUUCUGA
Messenger RNA from Dioscorea cayenensis subsp. rotundata (Guinea yam), 1619 nucleotides. RefSeq lists its product as uncharacterized. Gene Ontology annotation, molecular function: zinc ion binding. The transcript is spliced from 5 exons. Bases 255 to 1619 code for a protein of 454 amino acids. The record is from RefSeq and is a predicted model, not a curated record. NCBI's taxonomy places the organism in Eukaryota, Viridiplantae, Streptophyta, Magnoliopsida, Dioscoreales, Dioscoreaceae.